This is a messenger RNA of Salvelinus fontinalis (brook trout), 2287 nucleotides long. RefSeq names its product chromatin target of PRMT1 protein-like. The coding region runs from base 296 to 1060 and encodes 254 amino acids. The transcript is spliced from 6 exons. NCBI's taxonomy places the organism in Eukaryota, Metazoa, Chordata, Actinopteri, Salmoniformes, Salmonidae. The record is from RefSeq and is a predicted model, not a curated record.
GGUAGUUAGCACCAUUUUGUAAGGAAAGGAGAGAGGGAGAAUAGGCUGGCCUCAGUUUAUAUAUAUUUUUUAAGCAGAUACUGUUUUAAUCACUGUAGCUAGCUAGUGUAGUUCGUAUUUUAGUAGUAUCCGUAAGAGCAAGGUGAAAUAAAACAUCUAGUGAGUAGUGGAUCCAGAUCUGUCGGUUGCAACUAGCUUUAACUGGUCUAUCGCUCAAGCUAACGAGCUUGCUAGCAAAGUGAUACACGAGUAUUCGAAAAACAAGCAACGAUCAAAGAGUUCCAGUGAAGUCAAAAUGAGUGCUCCCUCCUCCCAAAAAGUCGUGCUGAAAAGCACCACCAAGCAGUCCCUGAAUGAGCGCUUCACUACCAUGCUGAAGAACAAGGCGCCGACAGCGGUGAGUGUGCGAGCAACCAUGCAGCAGCAACACAUGGCCAGUGCCCGCAACCGCCGGCUCGCCCAGCAAAUGGAGAACAGGCCCUCUGUGCAGGCUGCUCUGCACCACAAGCAGAGCCUGAAGCAGCGCCUGGGGAAGAGCAACAUCCAGGCCAGGCUGGGCCGGCCCAUUGGGGCCUUGAUGCGGGGGGGUGCUGGCGGCCGGGGUUUCGCUGUUGGAGGGAUGCGGGGGAUGACGAGAGGAGGCCUGCGAGGCCGCGGCAGAGGAGGAGCCUUAAGGGGCGCUAUGGCUCUGAGAGGGAAUCGCCUUUCCCCAGGCAUGGGCAUGAUGCGUAGCAGAGGGGGUCCAGGCCGUGUGGCCCUCCGUAGGGGGAUGCGUCAAAGAGGGGCUGCUGGUCGUGGAGGUGCCUUUGGCCGAGGAGCUGGAAGAGGAGUGGGAGCCAGGGGACGAGGUGGUCUACGUGGGCGUGGUGGCUUCGCUGGCAGGGGUGGUGGCCGCAGUCGCGGGGGUGGAAGAGGAGGUCGCGGCAGGGGUGGUGGCCCAGGAAUGACCCGCGAGCAGCUGGACAACCAGCUUGACGCCUACAUGUCCAAGACCAAGGGCAACCUGGACGCUGAGCUGGACGCAUACAUGGCCCAAGCUGACCCAGAGGGCAUGGAGUGAACCAGGACCUCCACUGUGAGAGUAGGGACUCCUUCAACAGGCCCACACAGAGACAGUACUGAUAACAUGAAAGACGCAGAGAAGCUUGUAUAGUACUAUUACACCACACAUAUGUAAUGAUAAACGCACUUACAUAAACUCUGUGCACUGUCUCACAUUACAUGGCUAAAAUUUGAUGUGAUCACAACCUCUGCUUGAAUAUAAAAAAAAACAUUCACUGACACACAUGCAUACAAACACACUUGUUCUAAAAUUGUGGGCCUAUGAAGAGAACUGUUUGAAAUGGAACUUUUUCCUGAAUGUGGACAUGACCAUUCUAUCAGUAUCAGUACAAAGUAGACUCGCACCUGCACAGUUUGAAACCUUUUUCCUGUGUGUGCAUGAAGAACGCAAAGAUCUUUUAAACUUGGAAUGGACGACACUGACCGGAGUAGACUUCAAGAACCAACAUUAUCAACGCUCCUGAAAUGCCUGCUUUUUGGACCAGAGGAAUGGACGACACUGGCCGGAGUAGACUUCAAGAACCAACAUUAUCAACGCUCCUGAAAUGCCUGCUUUUUGGACCAGAAUCUCUUGGGAGAAUCUGUUUUGAAGCUGAAUUGGGACUAUUACUGAACUUUGCAUCUAUGUCCAUAUGGUUAAAAGUGCUUUAGCUCCAUCGUGUCUAACUAGCAUCCACUUCUUAUAUUUCGUAAGCCUAUUUUUUACUACUGUGUUUUUAUGUUAGGAUUUGUAUUUAGUAUUGGAUGCUCCUUUUACUGUGUUAGCAGAAGUGUACAAAGACUUGACUCUCGAGUAGAAAAAAAAUCGAAUGAAAAUUACAAGGGGAAUUCUAGAAAAAUCUUUUGUGUUUUUAUUCUAUUUAACGCCACCAACUUAAGCUUUGCUUCUGGAGAAUUGAAGUAUGUUGCUGUCUUUGGUUGAAACUCCCCUAACAGCAUUUAAUGGAUGCUCAUCAUACCAAAUAAGCAACUACACGAGAUGCUAAAUAUGUCAAUCCAAGUUGCAAAGGUGUGCGAGUGGUCUUCCCCCCCUGGUGUCAAUUGUAAGAAUUUGAGGUUGUCUUUAAAAAAAACUGGUUGUUGUACACUACUCAAAUAAAGUGAGUGAAAAUGUUAUCAGAUUGUGUCCAUCUGGAUGAAACUAAACUCCAAAUGCUAUGUAAUUCCCUCCUUCCAACUGGUUAUUGUCAUAGAAUAGAGAAUAAACGUUCUUCUUUUAACUUCA